Cyanistes caeruleus (blue tit) is the source of this 3059-nucleotide messenger RNA. RefSeq names its product tumor associated calcium signal transducer 2 (gene TACSTD2). The record is from RefSeq and is a predicted model, not a curated record. Lineage: Eukaryota; Metazoa; Chordata; Aves; Passeriformes; Paridae. Gene Ontology annotation, cellular component: membrane.
AAAAACUUGUCUUUAAAGUAAGUCUGUUCCUUCCUUAUUUACAGAGGAGGAAAUCCACCAGUAAAAGAAACUGUCAAUGAAGAAGUGCACUUUUAUUUUGAACUAUAUUUCACAUUUGGCAUUUAAAUAACGUGGAAUAAAAUAUAGACAGGAUAUGAGGAGGCAGGUGAUAGUUAAAUGGAUUUUGACUUUGAAGGAGGGAUGUGAAAAUUUUUUAAAAAAAAGACAUUAUUAUAGUGCGGGUAAAUGAAUGAUUUAGAAAUGGGAAAAGAGUUGCUAAACUAUUAUAGAAUCAUCAACAUGACAAAUUGACUUACCUGGCAGUUUUAAUAAUAGUUUUAGCUGUAGAUCUCAAUUAUUUUCCAAGAAAGGUAACCACAGUUAUUAUUACCUGAAGGAAUAUCCAGAUUGUGUCCUGCUUUGGCAGAGGGUAUUUACAUCCCAUUUCCAUGUGGAUUUUACACCUGCUCGGUGUUCUGAAUACUCCCUGGCAGGCAGGGUCCUUCCAAGUGUGCACACAGAGCCACAACUGCAGGAGCUGGCCCGGGCUGGAAGUGGGGCAGUGCUCAGGUAAGCAGCACACAGGCAGGAGCUGACUGCAAGGCACGUGGCUGGGAGUGCAUGCACACCCUGCUCUGUGGUCAUUACUGGUCUCAAAAUUAUAAAGAGUCUGACAGGGUUUGACAAAUCAGAUGAAUGGGACUGACUUAAUGCAAACUGGAAAACGUUUGUCAGCUGCUGCCAAAGCACGUGGAAAUGGUAAUACAGGUUUGUAGAUCGCUGGGAGACUUGGAAGCCACUGGAGUGUUCUGUGAAAGGCAUUAUUAAGGUUCAGAUUUAAAAAUUUCUUCAGAAAUAACUAACAACUUUGUUACUUUUUCAUAAGCAUGAAAAUCAGUAUUCCUAGUACUGCCUUGGGACAAGCAUGUACCAAAGGAAAGGUAGGAGAGAAGCUUUCCAUGCUGGAAAAUGAGGCUGAGAGCAGCCAUCACCCUGGUCAGCUGUGGUUCCUCUUGAAACAGCAGCUGCUCCAAGCAGCAACCAUCAAACUUACAAAGGCAUUAUUUAAUAAAGCUAUGAAAGUAGAAAGUCCAUAACUGAUAAGAAUCUAGAUAAUGGAAUGAUAGAGAUGCUGUGCAGUGAAAGAUGCAGGAACAACCAUGAUGGAAGUGGAGGAGUGGGAUUUCCAGAUUUGGAUUUCCAGAAGUGGAAGAAAAGCAGCCAUUUGCAUACAGUCCAUACAAAGUCUAAAGAAGGAAAAGGGCCGGCUGCUGGUCUUUAAUCCAUAAUGGAAGCCCAUGGUAGGAGCUUGGCUGCUGUCUCUUCUCUGUUGUUUCCUCAUCAGGCAGGAGCGAGGGAGGCAGCUGGAGGCAGGUGCCACUCCCUGAGAAGUAGGAGAAGUAGCAGGGAGCUGGGAAGCUGUUGACUGGGAUUUGGGAAGGAGAUGCCAGUUGUUUUGGAAGAAGAACCUGUUUGGUGGGUUUGAUUUGAAUCAAUAAAGGGAGCAGCCUCCAUCAGUGCAUUAAAGCUUUGGAUGCUGCUUGCUGUCGCUCAGAACUUUCUCUGUGCUUUUCUCCUGCACUAUGGAGCCUCUUUUUGGGGUUGUGCUGGGUUUGAUUCUGGCAGUCGCUUCACCAGCCCACGACAGCUGUACCUGUGCAACCAACAAGUGGGCAGUGUGUGCCCAGGACAGCCACGGGAACUGCACCUGCAGGCUGGCAGGUUCAGAUCACCCUGUAGACUGCUCAACCCUGACUUCUAAAUGCUUCCUGAUGAAGGCAGAAAUGAUCCCCCCGAAGGAGAAGCGCCUCUGGAGACCUCCCCACGGGGUGUCAGACAGCGAUGGCAUUUACAACCCCGACUGCGAGGACAGUGGUGUCUUUAAAGCCAGGCAGUGCAAUCAGUCCAGCACCUGCUGGUGUGUGAACACUGCGGGCGUGCGGAGAACCGAGAAGGGAGGCAGGAGCCUGAGCUGCAGCGAGCUGGUGCGGACAAGGUGGAUCUACAUCGAGCUGACACACAAGAGAAGCUCCAAAGCCUUCAGUGCUCCCGAUGUGGAAAAGGCUCUGACACAGCUGCUUGAGAACAGGUACAAGCUGCACCCCAAGUACAUCGCAGCCAUCAAGUACGACCCCCCGCUCAUCCAAAUCCGCCUGGACCAGAACAAGAAACCCAGCUGGGAUGUAGAUAUAGCUGAUGUGGCCUAUUACUUUGAAAAAGAUGUGAACAAUGACUCCGUGUUUCAUUCCAACAGUAAAUUAACUGUCUUGGUCAAUGGAGAUGCUCUGGCUAUUGAAAAGCUCUGGAUUUACUAUGUGGAUGAAAAGCCCCCAGAGUUCUGCAUGAGGCAGCUGGCAGCUGGCAUUAGUGCUGUGGUCACCGUGGUGCUCCUCACCGCUGGCAUUGGCAUCGCCGUGCUGCUCAUCCUCAGGUGGCUGCGCACAAGGACAUACAAGAAAUUUGAGUGUAAAGAAAUGAGGGAAAUGAAACCCCCAAGCUUAGAAAUGCCCUGAGCUGAUAGAAGAAAGGCAACUGCAGGAAGAAAAGGGGGGAAAAAGGCACAAAAUACAAAGACAGACUUGGUAUAUGUGAUGGAUUUGGAGUUCUUGGUUCCUACAGGAAUUUGUGCAGUGGCUGUUCUAAAUUAUUCUUGUUUAGUACGAAUAAAUUUUUGGGGUAUAAAUGAAUUUGGGAGUCAGUUACCUAAAUAUUUUAAAUGACUCCUAUUUUGGAGGGUAAGAAAACUGUUACAGCUGUCUAGUUAACAUAACACAGAAUGCUUGCACUCCUGCUGCAGGCCUGGCUCAGAUUGCUUAAAUACUUAAAUACUCUGUGGGGUUCUUGGUAUAUCUAUUUACUGAAAUUAAAACACUUGCCUCAGCAUAUUUGGGCUAUAUUGCUGCUUUUCCCUUGGUAGACUUUUUUAAAAUGCAGUUUGUUUUUAGUUCAUGGGGUCUUUUAAAAAAAAAUAGUUUCUGGAGCUUUUUUUAUCAACAAAUAAUUUAAUAAAUAUUACUAAAUAACCAAAUAAAGUAAUGAUAAGAUACUCUGCAACAUCA